Molecule: messenger RNA, 4313 nt
Organism: Adelges cooleyi (spruce gall adelgid)
Lineage: Eukaryota; Metazoa; Arthropoda; Insecta; Hemiptera; Adelgidae
Gene: Axud1
Exons: 5
Coding region: 782-2953 (723 amino acids)
Biological process (GO): regulation of transcription by RNA polymerase II
Cellular component (GO): nucleus
Molecular function (GO): DNA-binding transcription factor activity, RNA polymerase II-specific; sequence-specific DNA binding
Source: RefSeq, a predicted model, not a curated record
UUCAUAGCGAAAUUAUUUAUUAUUAUUGUGCAGAGCUUAACCUAUGUUAUCAGUUAUAAUAAUAGUGAAAUAGUAAUAAUAAUACAGAAACCGCGGUGAUCGGCUGGCGGUUGGCCGACCGUGACGUACGUCGAGGUGAGGAUGAGGCGUGGAAGUAAAAUAUUUCAUGAUAUUCACUGUUAUUCCUUGCGUCACGGCUGUGGCGGCGGCCGCAUCUAAGUACACCACUAUUUUUUCUUUUGUCGGCGGACGCCCGACGCGGGACGACGACAACGGUGUUGGGAAAAGAAUAAUAAUGUGGAUUGUGGUCGGUUACUGGCCGCCGCCGAGUUGCCACUUCUACCGAUAUCUAAGCUCCGCCUCCUAUUUUUUUUUUAUAUAUAAUAUAAUAUUAUACACAAAACGGACAAACACAACAUUAUUAUACAUCUAUAAUACUAUUAUACUCGUAUAGUAUAUAUGUAAACUAUAUUAUAUUAGUAUACCACGAUCGCAUUCAGUGAUAAUAUAGAACGUACACGAUAUACUAUACAGACUACAGUAUACACGCACACGAAUUGCAUUGCAAUAUUGCAUUAUCUCACUGAAGAUACCAACCGAUCAACAACAGCGACCAUAAGAUAAUAAUAUAUAAAAUAUAUGUAUAUUAUGUAGUUGGUGUUUUUUUUCUUCUAUGUUAUGAUAUUUCGGUUGUUGUUUUAUUUUAUUUUUUGUUGGUAUGGAGAAGAGAACGGGUUACGCAACUUGGACGGUCGCCUGAUGUAUUUGAAUCGAUAAUGCAAUGAACGUACACCCUGAAUGUGUCUUACCCUCGUUGACAAUGAAGCAACUGGAUAAUGUUGUAGAGGACACUCCAUUAAAGGGAUUCAAUACAAAUAUAGAAUGUAUUGACAAAGUCCUGAGCGACGUGGGAUCUAACUGUCUGACUACUAUUACGACAAAAUGCUCAGAUAUUGCAAAAGCCACAUCAGAGUCAGAGUUUUUAGUUCAAAGUAUUUUGUUUGAUACAAAUUCAAAUGGAUUUUGCUCAAUUAAUUCAGACGGUCCAAAAAAUGUUCAACCCAAUACUAAUGAAAACAACUUAUUCGAUUGUGAUUCAAAGCUAUUUAGCAAUGAUGAACAUUUUAAACACGAUAGUAGUAUGUCAUAUGCAAACAAUACAGAAAGUAUUUCAAGUACAAAUGAAACUAACUAUAAUAACGUAAAUAAUGUGUGUACAAAUAACAAAAAACAAGGUUUUACAAUUGGAGAAAUCGACAGUGAUAAAUUAUCUCAAUGUGGUCAAAAUUCAAAUAAUUUGACUACAUAUUCAAGUGAGUACACAUGUUUUUUCAACGAACAACCCGAUUCUGUAAGUACUUUAACACCAUUCAAACGAACCAACAGUUAUUUCCUAGACUCUCCGGUUAAAAAAGUAUGUAUGAAAUCACCAACUCAAGAGAUUGCGACCAAUAUUUCUAGUUUUAACAGUUAUUCUAUUUAUGAUAACAAUAUAUAUACUGGAUUGACCGGUAUUCAAUUGGAUUUGGAUGGUUUGCAAGAUCGUUAUGACGGUAGCGAUUCCGGUUUUGGAUCAGAACUCACUGACGACAAAAACAGCCAUGUUUCUGAUACAAUGGUUCCAUUACAUAGUGUACCUUAUAAUAAAAGUUUUACCCCUAACUCGGAAUCUACUUUUGAAGACUUACAGAGGACGUCUAAUGAAUUUUUAUCUGCAAUGGAAGUGUUAAAACCAAAAUAUAUAGAUUCUAUUCCCGAAAUAAAUACUUUUCAAAAUAACUAUAAGUUUGUGAAAGGAAUUUUAAAACACAACAGGGCCAGUUAUAUUUCGCCAACAGGCGAAAUCGCUGUUAAGAAACGUAAAAAUAUAAACUUUACUAAUGUUACAGUUUUUUAUUUCCCACGUGUUCAAGGAUUCACAUGUGUUCCGUCUCAGGGAGGCUCUACUCUUGGUAUGACAAGAGUUCACUGUGCGUCACGUGUAUUUUCUUUGCCAGAAUAUAUUACUGAACAGAGAAGAAUCCGCCGAAACAUUUCCAACAUGAAUAAUGCCGAAUUUCCUGGUUUAAAUACUGAUGAUAGCGAUAGCGACAUGGGUGCAAAUGAUGUUUAUUCCGAAUCUGAUGCUGAUUUAGAUUCUGAUAGUAAUGGCUGCUUUUUACAGCCUGUUCCAACUCGUCAAAGACGUGCGUUAUUAAGAGCUGCUGGUGUGGACAAAAUUGACUCUUCAGAAAAAGACGACUGCCGCAACAUAAGACUGUCGAGAGAGUUUUGUGGAUGCUUAUGUCGGGGAUUUUGCGACCCAGACACAUGUGCUUGCUUUCAAGCUGGCAUAACAUGUCAAGUUGAUAGAAUGAAUUUUCCGUGUGGAUGUACUGUUGAUGGUUGUGGAAAUUCAGUUGGCCGUGUACAGUUUAACCCAUCAAGAGUAAGAAAGCAUUUCAUACAUACGCUGAUGAGACUCGAAAUAAAAAAGAGAGAAGCGCAAGAAGAAGAAAAUAAGUUGGCUAUGGUUUCAUCGACUUUAUUACCAAACUUACCCUAUCAUGAUUCAAGACACAUACAACCGUACUAUCCUCAACAAAACUAUGAGUCUAACACGCAUGAUUACAAUUUUGGUUCGUUUUUACCGGCUUACGAUAGUCAUACUGUAGUUUCCGUUGAAAAUAACCCUAUGAUCGAUUACCAACAAAAUGUAGGGCAUUCUUCGUAUGAACUGUAUCAGCCAUUUACGUCUGCAUUUCUACCGCUUACGUCCGACCGCAUACAGAGACCGUCACUCGAUAACAGGCCAGAAUCGUUCACUGAACUUUUGCAGUCGUGCAGCACUCUGGACGUUAACAAUACUUUGGCAGUUGGCUUAAGUACUUCAGAAAAAGACGCCUUAUAUUUAGAUACAAAUAGUUUAGGAGAAAUAAUUAAAAACACCAUUGUCGAAAGUGUCAACUCGUAAAUGAUAACAUCUUCAGUUACUAUAUAAUUUUUGUUCCUUUUAUUAUUUAUUUUUGGUUCCCUCAAUCGUUAAAUUUCUGUUUUAUUUUUAUUAGAUAAUUGUUAACACUUACGAUGUUUUUACUUUUCCAAGAUUAUUAAAAUAUUUUUUUUCUUUAUUUGAUUUCUAUGUUCAUUUUCCAGCAGUUAAUUUGUAACUGCAAUGUGUUUUUACCAUUCAUUAGAAUUAAAAUAUGUCAAUCAAAUUAAAAAAAAACCUUCAAAAAGUAAUUUACUUAGAAAGAUCUUGUGGUAAUAUUUAAUAUUAUUAUGUUCGGUUUUAAAAAUUUAUAUAACAAAUUGAUAUUAUCUAAAUAAAACUUUGUGAUAAUAAAACAAAACUUGGUGCAUAGAUAUAGAUAAUAUAUAAUACUAAAUACUUUAAAAUAAUUUUUUAAAAAAUUAAUUUGAAUAAUUGCGUAAUACUAAAUUGGCAGAACGACUAACAUUGAACUCAAUUAUCAUAUUUGACUGUCAAUUUUUUUAAAAAAGAACGAAAUGAAGACGUGUAAAAAUUAGAUUACUGUUAGUUACUCUAAUCGAUGCAACUGUAAAUUAUGCUUUAUAUAUUAGGAUAUACAUAUAUAUAUAUAUAUAUAAGGGCUGUGAGGAAAAAAAAUCAAUGUAAAUUUUUUUUCAUUUUGAGGAAGUCAUGUUUUUAAUUUCAAAACGUAAUACAUUUUGCCUGUAUGCCUUAACUUCCGGUGAUAGUUACUCUUGACUAAUCCGUUUUUUUCCCUGGUUUGAGCACAUUAAAGAUACAAUACGUCAAUACAAAUAAUUUAAUACCAAAAUCUCAUUUAAAAAAAAAAUUUACAUUGAUCUUUAUUCCCCGCAGAACUUCAUAUCAUAUAUAAUAAUAUAUAUAUAAAUUGAUAAGCAUUUAGGUUAUUAGGAUAAUAUGUAUAAAAAAAAUUAAUUAUUAUUCUUUUUGACACUUAUUCUUUUCCUUCUUGUCUUUGUAUAAAUGCAUUUUAAUUCUUUGUUCAAUGAGGAUAUUUUUUGGCGUUUUAUUUAUAUUGUUUACUUAAGUUUUCUGAGACUAAUUUGCUGCUAAUUGAAUGGUGCCUCCUUUUAAUUUAUAAAAUAAUUUUGAUAGCGGUUAAGAACUUAUAAAUAAUAAUAAUAUUUGGUUAGUGACUACAAUCUAAUGUUAAAACACUUUAUUUUUUAUAAAUGUACCGAACAACUAUGUUUUUAGUAUUCCGGCUUUUGUACGAUUAGUUGACUUUGUAGCAUAGAGUAGACUAUCAAGUUGUUGUCUGUGUAGACAAUCUAAGCUAUUUUUUUCUUUUUUUGUAAAAUUUUACUUAAUAUUAAAA